AUGUCUCAAGAAAGUGUGCUCGAUCUCCAAAUCGUUAGAGUAGAUGGCAUCGAUUUAGAAAUUUCUAGUCUAGGCUGCUAUGUUUCGUUUAUGAUUGCGAUUAAUUAGGUGAUUAAAGUGAUACUCUCUUUCGCAGGAUCGCAUAAAUUUCCCUUUUAAAAUCUCAUUUUGUGGCGCUGACAGCCAUCUUGCUCGAAGAAGACAAGCCAAAGAUAGAAAGCCUUCACUGGUCGCGUUGACCUUGCGUAUAGCUCGACUCCAGUAUGUGCUCAACAUACGGGUCACCCUUCUUGGAUGUGACAAGCAAUAAAAAUCAUACUUUCUUUCUCCUUAAGCCAAAUAGCUCACCCUAAGCAAUAAGCCAUAUUUGGUAUUUUGGAUAAAGGUUAACCUGGGAGGAAUAGUUCUCGGAUAGAACUAAUUCUGUGCGUAGCCAUUUUAUUAUAGGCUACUAUGUUUCACUUGAUGAUCAAGUGGUCGACGUGAUAACCCCUAUCAAUUCUCAGCACGACGAAAACAAAAUAUGCGUCCCAGCUAAAGGAAUGUUGAAAUUCAUCGUAAAAAGCAUGUGUGCAGAACAUGAAUACAUUGGAAGCGUAUGCCUGCCAGUCGACCUCCUACCUUCCAAAGGGUAUCUUUGGCUUCCUCUCCUUCAAGAUUCAGAAUCAGACUUGCUUACUAUUUUACCUGAAGAAACAGAAAGCGCAAGAAUUUUAAUUUCAUUGAAUAAAGCAACUAAAUGUAUAGAAGUUUCUCAAAUUGAUAUCCCAGAAACUAAUGAAAUUGUUCAAGAAGUAAAAGAAGAAGUUUGUGAGUGCCAAGAAUCAUUUGAAUCGACAAGAAAAUCGUUUAUACAAACUAAAGGAAGCCGAUUUGAAAAUCGUUCAGAGGACGAAAAAUCAAGGUUUACUGACUUCAGAUGGCAUGAUGAGCCAAAUGCUGAUAUUGAAAAAUUCAGAAUUCAAUACAAAAAGCAGGUAGCUUUACAAGAAGAUCUUACUAAAUGUUUGGUUUCUUGCCAAAACCAAUUAAUCACAGAAAGAAAACAAAAAGAACUUCUGGAAUCAUCCCUUAACGAAGUUAAACAAAAACAUGAAACAACUCUUGCUAAAUCACAAUCAAGAGAAAAAUCCCUUCUGAAAUUGCUAGAAAUAAAAGAUUCUGAGCUUAAAGAAUUUCAAGGAGAGCUUAAAAAGCUACAAAGCACUCUCAGAACUCUAGAAGGGGAAAAAGUCCAGCUAGGAGAAGUCGUGGAAAAGCUAGAAAUUGAAAUCUCAACUGCAAGAUUCAUGAAUAAAAGCGAAGAGCUUCAAGAUGCCCUUGAAAGGUUAGAAGAGUCAGAAAAACAAAGACAAAACUUGCAAGAAGCCCUUUCUGAGGUAGGAAAAGAGUGGAUUAACGCAUGUGAUAACAGAACAGAAAUAGAAAAUUUAGAAGAAGAAAGGAAUGAGCUUGCUGAUCAACUUGAAAAGGCAAAUGAAAAAGUUUUUGAGUAUAAAAGAGAAAUUGACGACAUAAAAGAAGAAAUUGAACAACUAAAAGAAGCCCAUGAACGGGAAAGCAAAAAACGAAGCAUUGACCAUUCUCAGCAGAUCAACGAUUAUAAAGCUCAAAUAGUCCAGCUUGAAGAACAAGUCAGAAAUCUUAACCACAAAGUGUAUGAAGAAAGACAAGAAAAAGAAACCUUGUCAACCAAGCUGUUUGAAAGCCAAGAAAGUUUGAUUGAGAAGGCACAGAUGAUUGAAAAACUUCAAAAACAAGCAGCCCCAAGCGUUGAAUCAUUGGUUCAGCAAGCUUUGGUGGAUUUAAGCUUAGAGCGGGAUUUCAUAAAGCAAAGUAAUGGCCUUUAUCUUUACAAUGGAGCAGAAGUUGCUCUUACAUAUCAUGAAGAUAAAAUCAUGGUCAAGCUUGGAACUGGGCUGAUUGAUAUUGAAGAGUACAUCAGGCUUUCAUUUUCAGUUGAAGUGACCAAUAAAAACUGCAAAAAUGUCCUGACCCCAAGUGGCCAAAUUCCUCCUCAGCAUAAAAGAUAUAAUACGUCUGAAGUAAAGCCAAGAUAUGACCAUAAGUUUGAAUACGAAUCAAAUGAUUCUUGCCAAACAGACUCCACUUUUGAGUUCGAUAUGUCGCUUAAUACGAGCAAUAUAGAAAGGAAGGUAGGAGAAUCGCCUUCUAACCUCCCCCCCGUCCGUGAGUGAACAAAAAAAAUUUUGUUCACUCACGGAGGAGGGUUAAUUUUUUUUUUUUUUAAAAAAAUUUAUAUAUAAAUUUUAUAAAAAAUAUUUUUUUUCGAAAUUUAAAAAAAAUCCUAAUUCGCAAAAAUUGGAAAGCAAAUAUUAAUUUAAUUUAUAAAAUUUAUGUUUUAAAAAGCAAUUCGUUUAAAAUUAAACAGAAUUAGCUCUAGAUUUUAUUAUACUAAUUAUCAUUUAUAUAUCUAAAUAUUUUUUCAAUAAAAAUUUUUGCUCACUCACGGAGGGUGGGUUUUUUGGGCAAAAAAUAGCGAUUUUUCUAAUGGUUUUGUUCACUCACGGAGGGGGGGGAGUAAGAGAUUUUUAAACUCUACAUUAAGCAGUCAAAAUAAGUUCAUUAAAAGAGUACCGAGAGAGAGAAGCACCCGUGCACAGGCAUCAAGUGUGGAAAGAAAGUGCCCUUUUAGGCUAUAA
Messenger RNA from Blepharisma stoltei, 2663 nucleotides. Lineage: Eukaryota; Ciliophora; Heterotrichea; Heterotrichida; Blepharismidae. The record is from the annotation of a GenBank genome assembly.